Molecule: messenger RNA, 2328 nt
Organism: Paramormyrops kingsleyae
Lineage: Eukaryota; Metazoa; Chordata; Actinopteri; Osteoglossiformes; Mormyridae
Gene: c1ql3a
Product: complement component 1, q subcomponent-like 3a
Molecular function (GO): protein binding
Source: RefSeq, a predicted model, not a curated record
AAGGAGCAGGCUGUGCAAUAUGCUGAAGACGGGCGUUUUUUUCCCAGUCAAGUGUAGUUCCGCGGUAAAGCUUUGAAAAGGGCUGAAGUUUCAGGUUUGUGAAACUUGAAUUAGCAAGCAUCAGCACAAAAAGUUGAGGGAAAAGCGAAAGGGGUUUGGCCCACUAAGUUAAUUAUCAUUAGCGAAAUCAAAACGGACUUUUUUUUUCCUAUUUAAAAGGGUACCUCACCAACCACCAAGAUUUCGCCCAAAAGCAGACAAGAGGAUCGCCCCGCGCUGACUAGACUAGUCGGCAGGAAGCGGCUGAUCGCUGCCGGGGUGCUGGGAGUCAUUAUGGUUUUGGUGCUGGUGAUCCUCAUCCCCGUCCUGGUCAACUCUGCGGGGACAUCUGCGCAUUACGAGAUGCUCGGCACCUGCCGGAUGGUGUGCGAUCCAUAUGGGACUAAGUCUCCGACCAGCACGGCCACGGCAGACACCGUGCGGGACAACGGUCUCGUCCAGUCGCUGCCCACUUUCAUACAGGGUCCGAAAGGGGAGCCCGGGCGUCCGGGGAAGGCGGGCCCCAGGGGUCCACCUGGUGAGCCCGGACCGCCAGGUCCAGCCGGCCCGCCUGGAGAGAAAGGGGAUCCCGGGCGACCAGGUCUGCCAGGACCACCUGGACCCAACGCCGCCGCAGGAGCCAUCAGCGCCGCCACUUACAGCACCGUCCCCAAAAUAGCCUUUUACGCAGGGCUUAAAAAGCAGCACGAAGGCUACGAAGUGCUCAAAUUUGAGGACGUGGUCACUAACCUGGGCAACCAUUACGACCCCACGACCGGGAAGUUUACCUGCUCCAUCCCAGGGAUUUACUUCUUCACCUACCACGUCUUGAUGCGGGGCGGCGAUGGGACCAGCAUGUGGGCUGACCUUUGUAAAAACAACCAGGUGCGGGCUAGUGCCAUUGCCCAGGAUGCUGAUCAGAACUACGACUAUGCCAGCAACAGCGCUGUGUUGCACCUGGAGCCUGGGGACGAGGUUUACGUGAAGCUAGACGGGGGCAAAGCCCAUGGGGGUAACAACAACAAGUACAGCACCUUCUCUGGGUUCAUCAUAUAUGCCGACUAAUGGGAAAUUGGCCCAGCCCCCGGCUCCGCCCACAUCCUCCUCCUGACCAAUUGUUAUCCUCCCUUUACAUUUGUCCCGCCCCUAACCUGAGGGAAGAGGAGCAGGGACUGGCUGAAACUUUUGCCAUUUUGUUGAAAGGCGGGUGAGCAGGAGUGGCCAGGUACGUCUUUGAAUGGCUGGAACAAAUCACAAAAAAAAAAAAAGAAAACUACAACUGCCUGGCGGAAGAAGAAGAAAAUAAAAAUGAGGAAAAAUUGGUUUGUGGGUCAGCAAGUGUUGGCAGUCUAGCACCAAAGCAGUCAAUGGAGUAUUCCUUACUUUGUGUCAGAUGUAAGCCUAUUAAUGUGAGACUUUUUUUAAAAUAAAAAGAUAUGUGCAAUAAUAUUAACAGUAUUAGUAACCCUAGACCCAAUAUUCUUGCUGUUCUUGUCAUGACGAUGCUAAAGACAAUAUUCCAGACAUCCAUGUUGUAUAUGUUGCCUGGCAACCAUGAUGCUUAAAGCCAGCUGUUGCGUAACUUUGGAGGGAUGAGAUAUGAUGCUUAAUGUGGUUAAAGUGCUAUAUAUUAUAUAUAUGUAUAUAGACAUAGAUAUAUCUAUAUAUAUAUUCUUUCUCCUUGUAUUGAUCUCCUUUGCGUGAUGACCUUUAUUAAAUGACAAGGCGAUGGAAAGCUAUCAGCGUAUGGGUGAGACUCCCAAACUGCGCUGUGAUUGGUUCCCUGUUCAGAGGAGGAGUUGUCCAUCCUCCAAUCACAGCACCUGGAAGGAUCCACUGCCUUUAUGCUUGUAGAAACGAAGGUGCUGAAUUCGAGUAAAUGAUCGGGCUUGGAACACACAUGUAGGUAUUGUCACUGAGAUUGUACUGAGGAGUAUUAAUAGGUUUUUCAAACAUUACAGAUACAGGCAACAGACAAGACCAACUGUAGUCUUGAUAAGUAAUGCAUUGGAGUUGCUUCUUGAGUAAAUUAAAGAAAGAAAAACAGAACAGUAUCACCUGCUGCAUUCUCUAUACAGUGGAUGGAAUUUACUUUUAAAAAAUCCAAGUGGUUUCCCAGCAACUGGGGUGACGAUUGAUGAACUGGUUUUUUAAACGUCACUCUUGGUUCGAUACAUUUUGGCUCGAUGCCCCAUUCCUGGAAAGCAAUUAGAAAUUUCAAAUAAUUAUUUUGGACUUUGACCCUGAUUUAUAAAGGCAUUUAAUUUAAGGUAAACUGUAGGAGGUCCU